Messenger RNA from Neogale vison (American mink), 2540 nucleotides. RefSeq names its product synaptotagmin 14 (gene SYT14). The transcript is spliced from 9 exons. Lineage: Eukaryota; Metazoa; Chordata; Mammalia; Carnivora; Mustelidae. The record is from RefSeq and is a predicted model, not a curated record. Bases 18 to 1742 code for a protein of 574 amino acids.
UCCAUGGCGAGCACAUCAUGGCGAUUGAAGGUGGAGAAAGAACCUGUGGAGUACAUGAACUUAUCUGUAUUCGAAAAGUAUCUCCAGAGGCAGUUGGAUUUUUGUCAGCUGUUGGGGUGUUUAUUAUCUUGAUGCUGCUCCUUUUUCUCUAUAUUAAUAAGAAGUUCUGUUUUGAAAAUGUUGGCGGGUUUCCAGAUCUUGGUUCAGGAUACAGUACAAGGAAGAACUCACAAGAUAAAAUUUAUAAUUCCUACAUGGACAAAGGUGAGCACGGUUCGUCCUCUGAGAGUGAAGACGAGGCACUGGGUAAAUAUCACGAGGCCUUGUCCAGAACACACACUUCCAGGCUACCAUUGGCAGAUUCGAGACAAAAGAACUAUGCUUGGGAAACAAGACAAAAGUACAGUCCUCUGUCUGCAGAAUAUGACGGCUACAGUAGUGAAGCAUCAAUAGACGAAGGAAACUGCAUUCAGAGAAUGAGAAGAACGCCCCCACUGGAUGAACUGCAGCCACCACCAUAUCAGGACGACAGUGGUUCUCCCCAUCUCUCGUGUACGCCCUCAGAAAUUGGGGACAGUAAAUGUGAGUUUUCCCACUGCAGCAACAGUCCAAGAUGCUCAUAUAACAAGUGCCCAAGUGAAGGAAGCACAGGUCAUGAACUAGAAAGCUUUCCUAAUAAAGGAUAUGAAGAAGAUGUUCCCAGUGACAGCACUGCAGUCCUGAGCCCGGAAGAUAUGUCAGCUCAAGGAUCUUCUUCACAGCUUCCUAAACCUUUUGAUCCUGAGCCAGAAGCUAAAUAUGGCACACUGGAUGUGACUUUUGACUAUGACUCUCAAGAACAGAAGCUUCUGGUAACAGUGACAGCUGUCACAGAUAUCCCAACAUAUAACAGGACAGGUGGCAACUCAUGGCAAGUACACCUUGUUCUUCUACCUAUAAAGAAACAGAGAGCAAAAACCAGCAUCCAGAGAGGACCAUGCCCUGUCUUCACAGAAACAUUCAAAUUUAAUCAUGUUGAAUCUGAGAUGAUUGGAAAUUAUGCUGUUCGGUUUAGACUGUAUGGUGUACAUCGCAUGAAAAAAGAAAAGAUUGUGGGGGAAAAGAUUUUUUAUUUAACAAAAUUGAAUCUUCAAGGGAAAAUGUCAUUACCUGUGAUAUUGGAACCUUCUUACAAUCAUUCUGGCUGUGAUUCCCAAAUGAGCGUGUCAGAAAUGUCCUGUAGUGAAAGUACAUCCUCAUGUCAGUCUCUUGAACAUGGCUCCGUUCCAGAAAUUCUCAUUGGCCUGCUUUAUAAUGCCACCACUGGAAGACUAUCAGCUGAAGUGAUAAAAGGCAGCCACUUCAAAAAUUUGGCAGCAAACAGACCACCCAAUGGACUGUUCUGUUGUCUAAAACACUUGAUAGGUGGACAGGUUUAUAUAAUCCGAGAUACGUAUGUCAAAUUAACUCUCCUGAAUUCCAUGGGUCAAGAGAUGUCCAAAUGCAAGACUUCCAUCCGCAGAGGGCAGCCUAAUCCAGUAUACAAGGAAACUUUUGUUUUUCAAGUGGCCCUAUUUCAACUUUCUGAUGUGACACUCAUACUGUCUGUGUAUAACAAACGCAGCAUGAAAAGGAAAGAGAUGAUAGGCUGGAUUUCUUUAGGUCUCAACAGCUCUGGAGAAGAGGAGCUCAAUCACUGGACUGAAAUGAAAGAGUCGAAAGGACAGCAAGUGUGUAGAUGGCAUGCGUUACUAGAGUCCUGAUGAAUAGGAUAACUGAGCAAUUACAAUCCGAGGCAGCAUUAUCUCUGAUUGCAGCAUUGCUAUUUUUACCUAGUCACCAUUAGAAGAGCUGUUCUCUGAAGCAUCAUCCUCACCAUUCUACCCGAACGCUUUAAGGUCUGUGCAAAGAGCAUCUACCACUGGCAUCAAUGAAGAAACGAUGUGUCUCUGGUAGAGCUUCUUGGGGAAAUGAGACACUUGCAUCAUCAUUGUUAACAGUCCUCCAGAGCUUUAAGAACGUGCUUUUGGUUUAAAGUUAAGUUUACUUUAGCAAAAGAGUCAGUAAUUUCAUGGGAAAAAAAAAGAAUAAAAACUGUGAAUUUUUUUUUUUCUUUAAAUCAGAAUUUUUAGUCCCAACACUUUUAGGAUUACCCUAAAUAUUAACCAGGAAACACAUAUUUUGACUGGCUCAUCCCUAGUGUUGGAAGUGUUUCUUAAUCUGAAAAAGUACAUGUCCAGCUCAAUCAUGAGGCACAUCUAAUGGUAAAGGGUUUCAAUUACAUAGAAAAUCGUUUUAUUUCAGAUAUUUGCCCUUUGUGCACUUAGUUUCAUUGUGCCUCAGUUCUUCUCAAUGGCACUCAAUCUCAAGUGCAAGCAAGUGUUCAUUUUCAUAAAGUAAUUUUUUUUAUAUUUAUUUAAAAAAAAAAAAAGCUCAUUUCUUCAUUUGCCUCUGCUUUCGCCUGAUCCAAAGAGACCCAGUCACUGGACUGGUCCCUUGCAAGUCUUUUAGACAGGUUGUACUGUAGAACCACGUAACUUUCUGUUGAAAGCACUUCCUGU